GAGAGAGAGAGGGGGGAGCUCGAGCGCCGUACGUGUCUCGCGUGGAUUUUACCAAGCCAGGCAGCGCGCGGCGGACUUUGGUUUUAUUCCCUGCUUUAUUCCUGCAUUGAUUUGUCUAAUUGGCCAAGAAUUGAUCAACAUAACAAAUUGCAUAGUGCUUUUGAAAAUAAGUAGGGGGGGGGAGUUAAAAAAAAAAAAAAAACACGCAACACGUAUCCGGUAGUGGUCCCACGAGCGGAACGACGGGACUUUGGAGACAGACGUGGAAAGCGCAGACGAAGUAGGGACGGAGAAAAGAAGACAUUUGGCUUGCUUUGCAGCGCUCACCGCAAACAAACGGAAUAAUGAGGAACGUUUGCUUCAUUGUCACCCUCGGCUUGGCACUCUACCUCUCUGGGGAAAGGAUAGCACAGGCGGCCAAGACCACCUCCCAGGCUGAUGACUUAUACCUGGAUGACGCAGGCUCAGGAGGUUACUACCCUGAAGAUGAUGAUGAUUUUAACUCGGGAUCAGGCUCAGGCGCAGGUGAAGAAGUGGUUGAAGAAACGGUGACUGUCAGUAUGGUGUAUAUUGCACCCAAAGCAGAAGAACCUACCAAGGACUCCACCAAAGAUUUCACCCCCAAGGUGGAGACGGCCACAGUUCGAGAAACCGCCAGGGACAACACACCCAAGAAGCCGUUAAGAACAGAGGCACCACCAGUGGCUGUUACGGAGGACAUGAAGAGGAACCAGAUGACCAGCACAACCGGUGCCCCGGGCUCGGCUCAGGAGCCCAUCGAGGUCCGCACGGAGAACCUCUUCCAAAGGACGGAGGUGUUGGCAGCUGUUAUCGCCGGAGGGGUGAUUGGAUUCCUGUUUGCCAUUUUCCUCAUCCUACUCCUGGUUUACCGCAUGAGGAAGAAGGACGAAGGCAGCUACGACCUGGGCGAGAGGAAACCUUCCGGUGCAGCCUAUCAGAAAGCCCCAACUAAGGAGUUUUAUGCAUAAAAGCCCCGCCCACUUCUCCUGGGAUCAACAAAACACAAGCGGCCGCCCCCGAGCCGCCGCCUCUGGCAAGAGCGAACACGAGAAACAAUAUGUUACAAUGUUGAUUUAUGGAAAAAUAGCAUAAUGGGAAGCUUUUGCAUAGCAUAUUGUUGUUAAGAUCUUUCCCUUUUUAAAAAACAAAACAAAAAAAAAACAAGCUUUCCUUGUUUUAUGGCAACUGUCAGUGUAUUGUAUGAAAAUAUUUUUUUUUUAUUAAAAAUAACACAAACAGGAUCUGUAAAGGCCAGAAAAUCAACCGCAUCUGUCUUCUGUCUAAGGAGCUUGUGUUUAGUCGCUGACUCCUUUUAACUGCAGCAGUAUGUUAUUUGUAAAGAAGAAAAAAAAAAAAAAUCAAACGUGGAAAUAAUUGAAUAUAAUUAUUCUGUAUCAACCCUACUUUUAUUUCUUUUUUUUUAAUUUUGUCUUAGCAUGUCUGAUGUUGAUCUCUAAAGUUGUAUUACAUUAAUUUAUCUUUUCUCUGAUGUUGAAAAAUGCCUUUGUAGUUUUGAUGAAGCUCUUUUUGUCUUCACAUUAACGCUGUUAAUAGUCAAUGUAAAUUUUCUCCCUUCAGGUUGCAACGUUUCGUUUUUUUUUUUUUUGCUCUCACGCCCAUUUUUAAAUAGAGGUGAGCAUGACAUCAUGUCUUGUUUAUUUGUGUUUUUUUUUUUUUUUUUUUGGGAGGGGCGGGUGAACAGCAUUUUAUUUUUAAACACAGGAAUUAGUCCGAGAUGGAAGAGGUGUCUAAAAAAAGAAGAAAAAAAAAAGAUUGCACACGAUUGUUUGGGUGUCGGAAGUCUCUUAUUACGAUUUCAGUCACCUUCCCCAUCCUUGCCAAACUAGCAUCCUUCAACCCUUCCCGGGCCUCUUUUUCUCUCUGUUUACCAUCCCGCCCACCUUCUUUUUAGUCCGACUGGAGCACGGCCAGUUAAGCUGUCAAUGGCCUGCCCCACUUCCUGCUUUGUGCUCGUGUUGAUGCUUUGGGCCUAAAGACGUGCUCAAUGAAAAAAAAAAAAAGCUUUAUUGGACACAAACACCAGACCACAUGCAGAGCACAUACCACGGGAAAAAAAAAAAAGCAGACACAUGUGGAAACUUCUACACAAGUAUUCUUUUUCUUCUCAAAUGAUAAAUAAGAAGGCUUACAAAUGUUCAGUGAUGCCUUCAACAGCCCUGACUCUUCUGUGUUCAUUAAUAUUCUCUGCCAGGGCAAAGGUCAUGACAAACCCAAAGACUCAACCCAAUCCUGUGUGUUUAUUUUCUCAAUUAAAGAGGCCUGCCCUUCCAAUAGCUUCUUAGUAUACGGAAAGAUAUAUAAAUACAGUAUAUAUAAUGUAUAUUCACAAAUGUUUUAAACCUUCAAAGUGCCUACCAUUUGGAUAAGAUCACGCUCGCAGUGAGCGCGAAGCAGGUGUCGAAACAACUCGACUGGCAUUCAGUGUGCAUGGAUGACUGUAAUGGUAACAUUUUUUUUUUUUUUUUUUUAGUCUGAUAAAAAGCUGACAGUAUUGUACCUAUAAGUUGAAACAACACUACUGAAUAAACAUUGUGGCCUAAUAACCAAA
Messenger RNA from Syngnathus typhle (broad-nosed pipefish), 2590 nucleotides. RefSeq names its product syndecan 2 (gene sdc2). Gene Ontology annotation, cellular component: cell surface; membrane. Gene Ontology annotation, biological process: cell migration. The record is from RefSeq and is a predicted model, not a curated record. Lineage: Eukaryota; Metazoa; Chordata; Actinopteri; Syngnathiformes; Syngnathidae. The transcript is spliced from 5 exons. The coding region runs from base 345 to 989 and encodes 214 amino acids.